Drosophila suzukii is the source of this 625-nucleotide messenger RNA. RefSeq lists its product as uncharacterized. The record is from RefSeq and is a predicted model, not a curated record. Lineage: Eukaryota; Metazoa; Arthropoda; Insecta; Diptera; Drosophilidae.
CUGCCCAGAGUUUAGUUGGUUUUCAGACUGAAAACAAGAUGCUGUUGCUUUGGAUUGGUCUGCUGGGAGUUUGGAGUGUUCAAGGAGCCCAGGUCUAUAUGCAGUUCAAUGGACAGGGAUACUCCUACGAUACGGAUAGAAGUGAUGUAGCCCCUAGUUAUGGGGCAUUAUCCCUGGACUCCUUUGGCCCCCUUCAAUUUGUGCAGCAGGCUCUGAGAACUAGGACUCAUCCUCUUUCCAGGAUUUCUUAUAAUACACAGGCAACCUCCUCGCUGACUGGAGGUUACCAAACAGGAAUACCCAACCAUCUGAAACCCCAGCAGACCCGACAAAACUUUGAUUUCAGCACCCACCAGAUGUCCCACGCCCAGCACACCGAUGAGUCGGGAAAUGUCUUGGGCAGGUACUCCUACUACGAUGAGGCCGGCUACCAUGAGCUGAGCUACAAGGCGGGUGCCGGCAUCGGAUUUGUGGUCAUGGGUGGCAAUUUGGCCAAGGCCACCACCGCCGAACCCCACUCGGAAAUCGAAAUCGGAAACGGAAUCCAAACAAAUGCCUUGACAGGCUUUGAAGAGUUGCAUAAUUAUCGUGGCUACACGUAAAUAAACAAAUUUGCUGAACUCAA